This is a messenger RNA of Dalotia coriaria, 6282 nucleotides long. RefSeq names its product WD repeat domain 81 (gene Wdr81). Gene Ontology annotation, biological process: aggrephagy. Bases 33 to 5903 code for a protein of 1956 amino acids. Gene Ontology annotation, cellular component: mitochondrion. The transcript has 7 exons. Lineage: Eukaryota; Metazoa; Arthropoda; Insecta; Coleoptera; Staphylinidae. Gene Ontology annotation, molecular function: protein binding; phosphatidylinositol 3-kinase regulator activity. The record is from RefSeq and is a predicted model, not a curated record.
UUCUCGUUGUGCGCUCGCGACCACCACCAAAGAUGGACAACUUGGUUGAUGAGCUUGGAAUCCCCAACAAGUUCCUGAAAUCUACAACCAGAGAGGACAGAUUCACAGCAAUUGUACCUAAAAGUUGGCUGAAGUCGCUCCUAAAGCACUCCAGGCUAGCAGAAUUCAAUGAGAAGUUGAAACUUGACUCCUGGCCCAAUCAGCACGAUGAUAUAGAUGAGUCUUGGCAGAAGAUUUAUGUUAAAAUAUUCAAGAAAGCUGAUGCUAAAGUUAUCCCCCUGCCAAGGAUACCACCCAAGUCAGUCAGAUCAGAGGCACCAUUGAUGUUCUCUCAGCUAAUGCAGUAUAUUGCGCACACAAAUUACAAAAAUCUCUGGAAAGAUGCAUACAAGAAGUACAAUUCAACAGAAGGCAACCGAGUCACCCAAGUAACACUCUGCAACUACAAUGAGGUCAUCAGAGAGACCAUUAUUAGGACCUAUGGGUGUGCAAUAAUCAACACAUGUGAUUCUGACCUGAAUGUAAAUGCAUCAGAAUCAAUUGAUGUACAUUCCAAUAUAUAUGGGGCAUUAUGUGCAGUUGAAACACUCAAUGCUAUCUUUUUGAUUCAUGCUCAAUAUGUUCCACACAACUUGUAUGAUUGUUUGACAUUCAGCCCAUCAAUCCUAGAGCAAUGCUACACUAAACCACUUUUCCUCGUGUAUCAGUUGGUGAACGCGCUGCGUACAAUGCACGAGCGCUCACUCACAGUCGGCGACAUCACCCUGAAGGACAUUUACUUAAGCGACGACCUCUGGUUGCAUAUAUUUCCGCAGCUAUGUUCGAAUAUCCACGUGCAGGAGGUGCCGCGUGUGGACAAGACUACGAUGGGGUACGACUGUCGCAAGUUGGGGCAUAGAUACGACGUCGGCGCGCAGAAAUGUUCCCAUUGUGGGUUGCGAACGUACGAUAAGGUGCGCGUGAACAACGGGGAAAGUUUAGAAAAACUGACCAAACUUUGGAUUCAUGGAGAAAUAUCGAAUUACACGUACCUAAUGGCGCUCAAUGCCCUAGCGGGACGUAAGUUCGCCGACCCAAAUUGUCACUACGUCUUCCCAUGGGUCACGGACUUCUCCGAGAGAGGUGGACGCAGCUGGCGCGAUAUGAAAAAGUCAAAAUUUCGUUUAAACAAGGGCGACCGCCAGUUGGAUCUUACCUACGAGCAUGUUGAAGACGCGCAAGUGCCGCAUCACGUCUCCGACGUGCUCAGCUCGAUCACAUAUUACGUUUACAUGGCACGCCGCACGCCCAAAUCGGUGCUGUGCAAAAACGUGCGGCCCAAUUGGGUGCCGGCGGAGUAUCCCAGUUCGAUCCUGCGAUUGCAGGAAUGGACGCCCGACGAAUGCAUACCUGAGUUCUUUAGCGACCCGAUGAUUUUUAAGAGUGUUCACGACGACUUGGGCGACCUCGAUGUACCACCGUGGUCAACGAGCCCCGAAGAUUUUAUUGAUAAGCACAGAGAGGCGCUGGAGAGCCAACAUGUCUCAGAGCGGCUGCACCAUUGGAUAGAUCUCACAUUCGGAUACAAACUUAGCGGUACUGCGGCGAUUAAGAGCAAGAACGUCUGCUUACAUCUAGUAGAUGGCCACACAAAUUUAACCAGCAGUGGUGUUGUUCAGUUGUUCGUGCAUCCACACCCGCCCCGGCUUGUGAGCAUGCCCUUUUGGGGCAAGAUCCCACCGAAGGUCUACCCUAAAAAAAAAAAUCGCGAUUUAUCCACUUCAUCCACAACAUUAGAAACCUCGCGCAGUGAGGAAGAGGAUCCUUCCGUCGAUGAAGAGAGUCUCAGUGCAAGACCACUUGUUCUCUCCCGACUACUGUCGAGAAGUCGUUCGUCCCUCAAUGAAGAUACCAAACGCGAUGAGAAAAACCGCUCGUCCAGUAGCCAGCGCAGUGCAAGCUUAGGACCCAAGAACCCCACGUUUACAAGUCACGUCCCGCCACAGAAAACAAUCCUGCCUAAAGAGUUCAACCCCAGUCUGGCUCUAAUCAAUCUAGAAAACGUACAAUCUUUCCUAUCGAAAACAUUCCACACCGAGGAUGGCAAACGCAUUCAAGUCAGCGCCGAUGAGGAUCCACCGAAGGAAGAGAAACCUACGAUAAUUCACGAUGUGCCGCAGGUGCAGAACGCGUUCACAAAUCGACUAUUUCAACAAUUGUCAACGCCGCCUGACCAGACGAUCAUACACCAUAAUCGAGCGACAAAGUCGUUUACGUUUCCGAUUGAUAAUCAAAAUAUCUUGCCGUUUCGGCAAUCUCGGUCGCGCCCCGUCCACAGGAUCGAGAAUCAGAUCGCGUGUCCCUACAGCGAUAUAAUCACCAAGCGUCGCACGGAGGAAAUGCAAACGUUGGGCUGUUUAAUCGUGGAGAUUUUCAUGCACAAACAGAUCCGAGUGCUGCAAGGCAGCGGAAAUGCGCUGCGUUUUAAGAAUCGGUUGAAAAUCUGCCUCACCGUGCUUAACUCUUGCAAGCAUGAGAUUCCGAACUGCAUUAAACAUUUGGUGCACAUCCUGCUACCACCAGACGAAAUAAACACAUGCGAGUUUAAGUACGCGCCGGUGAGCGAGUGCGGCCUACCACCACCGUCGGCGCAUCUGUUACUAGAACCUUUAUUACAUUCGUUGAUACCUUUCAAUGAGCAUUUUGCUAAACUCUACGGAAUUAUAUCAAUGCUCAAGGAUUACGAGGUUGUCGCAACGGAGCUGCAUAUUCUCUAUAAUUUCACUUGCAAUGGCGACCAGUGUGCUGAGUUCGAAAUGGUUGAGCGCACGAAGCUGUUACUCACUCAGAACAUUGCCGAGUGUAAGGUGAAGAGCUGUGCCAACCAGCUGGAAGAUCUCAUUGACGACCUCAACUCCAGCAAGGAUAUCGAAAUCGUGAAUAUCUUGGUCUUACCCAUUCGACAAUUGAUCGACGACCCGCCGACGGCCGUAUUGUCGGCGUGGUAUCUGUUUGAUUCAGUAGCGCGUUCGCUUGGCCUCAAGCGCAGCGUCGAAAUGUUGCUGCAGCCUAUCCUGCGCCUCUACGAGCAUGAGACGUCCGACGCCAACAUUCCCUACAACACAAAAAUAGCCCGUUUGUAUCAUCACAGCUUCCUUCUGCGGUUGAUGGUCCGAUUUGGCUUGCGUACGUUUUUAGAGCACUUCAUCACGCCACUGGUCGAGGCCGUUGGCGGCUAUCGGGACCUGCUCGAGGAGAAAGAGAUUAUCUUACAUUCGCACGCAGACAAACAUGCGAAAAAGGCGAAUCUGAAAUCCUUCGAUAGCGAAAGCCACGAACUUUCCCCAAGCGACGACUCGAGUGAGUCCGAGACGAAAUUACCCGGGAAAGAACCUGAGGUGUUUCACUUCGAUGGCGAAGAGGUGUUGGAACGCCUACAAUCAAAUCUUACCACAGAUCAAGCAUUCCACAAUACCACAGUUGAGGAUACACGUGAGACCGACGAGCUCACACACCUCGACGUCGAGUACAAAGGCCUCAUGACCCCCACCAUUCCAAUUCCUUCGCGUAAAGAACUCUCCAACAUUAGUUGCGAUGUAGGAAGCAAAAAGUCUGAAGUCGAGUUUCCUGUUGCUGUGGAUGCACGUGAUUCUUCUCAGGGCAAGAGUAACGAUCGACCGAAGAACGAGGCUAAAAUCUCAUCCAUGGCCACCGAAAGUAUAAUUUGGCUGUCGCAUCGACUUGGUCCGGUGCUUACAGCGCGCUAUUUGAGCCGCAAUCUCCUCAAAAUGCUCACGCUCUGCUAUGUGGGAAAGGAGAAUUUGAUAAGGGCGCCGAAAACGGAUGGCGGUGUCGACUUUAUAAGCAUCGCCUGCAGCCGCGUCGUUGGGGACAAUAAUGCCGCUAAGGUUCUCGAAUGUCUCGCCAGCAUCGCCGCUCUCUACGGACAUCAACUGAUACUAUAUCAGUACUUGCCGCACAUGAGCGAGCUGAUCGCGUUGUGCAAACGCAAACUGACUGCAAACUUGGAGGGAGGCUUGAUUAGCUGCCUGGCUUUGCUAAAGCACAUUAUUCCUUAUAUUUCGGAUGCUACUUUAAUGGAAAACUUGCAGGACGUUAUACUUAAAAACAUCCUCUACCCAACAAUACGCCUGCUGGGCUCGACGAAGUAUACAUUCCCGAACGGUUCGAUAGCACGCAAUGUGCUCGCACGAAAAUACUUGGACACUUUGUACGUGCUCUCGCUGCGAAUGGGCGCCACGAUGACGCACACGCAUUUAGCGGUACCUGCACUACAGCGCUUCUUUCUAAUCUUCGAUAAGAUCGUAGAACCGUCAGGUGCGAGCGGUGCCACACUGGACGUUUUUUCUACGGCCGCGAAAACUGGCCAAGGAGACGCGUCCAGUCCGGGCAACUUGGAAGAACUCGAUACGAACUUCAUCGAGGUGCGGCGGGAUGGUACCCUUGCUGAAUGGGCAAUUGGGGGACGACCGGUGCAGAUUUCCCGCUUGCGGGAUUCUGAUUCAACCGAUAGUUUAUCUCCGCCGCAAUCGCAGCCUGCGACGCGGCCGGACGAAACCGUCAACCUCGCCGUGAACGAACUGAAAGCGGUGUUCACGGCGGAUUUGGCACACACCGCCUAUGUCCCAUUCAUGAAGCAGAUAGGUCUCAAUGCGAUGGAAUCCUCGCUUAAAAACUAUCAGCGCAUCAUUGCCUUAACCCAGGAGUAUGAGCUGGAGGUGCAACAGACUAGCUACAAACACGAAGAGCAACAAUUACCUACCGAAAGUCGUUCAGUUUCCGGCUCCAUUGGCAGUAACAUAGCUUUAAUUGGAAAUCGUAUUGAUGUGCAAGAUGACGAGGAGCGCAAUGCCGAUAUGUUGAACUAUGUGAGCAAUAAGAUCGAGAAUACGCAGAGGCACCUGCGCGGCAACUGGUUGGCAUACUGGGAGCACGAAAUCGGGCGUUCGGAUAAAGAUACACAGUUUAAUUUCAAACAGAUCAAACUGCAAACGUUCACGGGACACACAAACAGCGUCAAGUCGCUGUAUAUCCUAGACAACGAAAACAGUUUCCUGAGCGCCAGCAAGGACAAAACCGUGAAGUUGUGGUCCUUGCGGAGUCAAGGUGACGGCACCAGUAGUUCCACCUGUCAAUCCACAUACCCCGCACAUAAAAAGGGCGUAUUCGCAAUUACAUUCCUCGAAGGUUUAAGGCUAGUAGCGUCUUGUGACGGUGUGGUACAUCUAUGGGAUCCGUUCAUGUGCGCGGGGAUUGCCCAAUUGGAGUCGCCCAAAUAUGCACCAGUACAUGUUUUGAAGAGUUUACCUGCACCCAGUUCUUUGUUGUUUGCCGCUUCAGCGGAGUGCAGUAUUAAAGUGAUUGAUGCGCGGAUUUGUAGCUAUGUACAUGAUCUCAAGGUUGCGGUGAACCAAGGCGUUUGGAUCCGAUGCGUCGCCAUUGCACCUUCGGGUAAUUGGAUAGCCACAGGCCUCUGCUCUGGUCACAUUACCGUACUGGACACCCGAACAGGUCUGGUCCUAUCAACUUGGCGUGCGCAUGAUUCCGAAAUCGUACAAUUGGUCACCUCCGAUGACGAUACACUCAUCUCCAGCGGCAUGGACCAGUCCCUACACGUGUGGAAUGUACACGAUGGCAAACUUAAGUUCUCCCUCAAUUUGACCUUGCCUAGGGGAGUUUCCGAGCCGGUCCAUUGCCUUAACGUCAACAACGGCGAGCUGAUCUCCGGCACCACCGGUAAUCGAAUCGGGGUCCACACCAGCAUCGAUGCGGACGCUUCAUUCUCCAGUACCAAGCUGCGCUCGGACGCCUUCAAAGGCGCACUGGUCUCGAUGGCAAUGCUACCACUCAACCGGCUGCUCCUGCUGGGUGCCGACACGGGCGUUAUUAACUUGUUGUGUUAGACGAUUUUUAGAAGAGAUUUAGGAAUGCGGCUUUUUCUUAGUCAAUUACUAGCGAAGGUGAGGGCAGGUUAGAUAGACUUGCGCUGGUGUAGAUUGUUUUGCAGGGGAUGACACACACCAUUCAUGAUUACAUACCAAAGAUAUUCAGUAUUAUCGCGGAAAACAAAACGAUACGAAUUUGUGACGAAAUUCCAUCCAACUUGCAUGAUUCCACAUGUGAAAUGAUGUAAGAUAAGGUUUUUACACAAUAAUCCUAACGUAAAUUGAAAUCAGGGGUUCCCAGAAAUACAAAUCAUGUAAAUCUAUUUUAAAGUGAUUAUGUAAUAUUAUAAAAAAGUACGAUUUACUAUUAAUUUAAAUAAAUUCUAAUUGAACAUUU